GUGUUUGUAUUCCCCUGAUCCCUAUUCCAAUUUCAUGGUUAUCACGAUUAUCACGGUCAGUUGAAGAGAUAAAAGAAGGAAAAUUACAGCAAGCGGCGCACGCAUACGAGUCUACGACGCAGAGCAAGCGAGAGAGAUUGCGCGAAGAUGAAGAAAGAGGACACGGUGAAGCUGAUCAGCGCCGAGGGUUUCGAAUUCGUGAUCGAUAAGGAAGCCGCCAUGGUUUCUCAGACCAUCUACAAUAUGCUUACCUCUCCAGGGAGCUUUGCUGAAACGCAGCAUGGGGAAGUGACUUUCCCUGAGAUCAGCACAACGAUAUUAGAGAAGAUCUGCAAGUAUUUCUACUGGCAUCUUCAAUUCGCCAGUGGGAAGGAGACUGAGUUUCCCAUUGAACCUGAGUUGACUCUGGAGCUGAUGAUGGCUGCCAAUUACCUUCAUACUUGAAUUAUCACCUCUUUUGCCUCAUGGGUGGCAAGUCCUGUUCAACAUCUGAUUAUCUACUAAGGAUGCUUCAGGUGCCAUUGUUGCUCAAGAAGUUUCAAAAACUAUACGAAGGUAGUGGUGAUCGCAUGUAGUGGAACUUACUUUGCAUUGAAAUGUAGUAUAUAAUAUUUAGGCUGUGUGUGAUUUUUAGACUAAAAACAGUGUUAGAAUGAUUCGAACUUCAAUGUCGAAGAUUUAACAACAAAUUUGUUGUUGGGAUGAUGUAACUCUUCAAAAGGUCUUCCUUAUUUAGUUUCACCAGAAGUUAAUGUUUCAGAAUCACCAAAGUUUCUUA
Carya illinoinensis is the source of this 778-nucleotide messenger RNA. RefSeq names its product elongin-C. Gene Ontology annotation, cellular component: elongin complex. Bases 148 to 444 code for a protein of 98 amino acids. The record is from RefSeq and is a predicted model, not a curated record. Gene Ontology annotation, biological process: ubiquitin-dependent protein catabolic process. Gene Ontology annotation, molecular function: protein-macromolecule adaptor activity. Lineage: Eukaryota; Viridiplantae; Streptophyta; Magnoliopsida; Fagales; Juglandaceae. The transcript is spliced from 4 exons.